Drosophila obscura is the source of this 1273-nucleotide messenger RNA. RefSeq names its product leukocyte elastase inhibitor C-like. The transcript is spliced from 3 exons. Gene Ontology annotation, molecular function: serine-type endopeptidase inhibitor activity. Lineage: Eukaryota; Metazoa; Arthropoda; Insecta; Diptera; Drosophilidae. The record is from RefSeq and is a predicted model, not a curated record. The coding region runs from base 70 to 1212 and encodes 380 amino acids.
UCUUUGGCUAAAUAAUAGGCGAAUCCGAUGCAUCCGUACCACUUUUAGUGUGACUUUCGUGAACUCAAGAUGUUACUCCGUCAAUUUUCAAUUGUGCUGUGCGUAAUGGCUUUGGUCCAUGCCGAUUUUAUAUCCAACCAACUCUUUUCGCUCAUUUACGGACAGAAUGAUCGGCAAAAUUUUGUCAUCUCGCCGGUGGGCGUUAGGAGCGCCCUGGCGUUGCUCUAUGCGGGUGCCAGGGGGGCGACGGCGAAUGAACUGAAGUACGCCUUGGAGCUGGUGGGGGAGACCAAGAAAGAGGCUCUGAAGGAUUUCAAAGACAUAACAUAUAAGAUAGUCAAGAAGGACACGACCAUGCGGAUACCUUUCGGAAUCUUCGUGGACACAAGCUACCCACUGAUGUCCGACUAUCAGGAAUUGGCGUACAGCACUCUGAAUACUCGGGCAGUGCACAAGAGCUUUAAGCACACAACGACAGCGGCCAAGGCGAUCAGCGUCCACACUUACUUGGAAUCGGGUUCCAAGAUAGACGAUAUUGUGAGGGACUCCGACAUUACCUCUUGGUCCAACAUGGCUCUCACCAGCGGCUUCUUUUUCCGGGGUGAAUUCGAGAAGCCCUUCCUACGGAUGAGCGAACGGCAGCCCUACGAUGUACAAGGUCGCAUCGUGCACACUACCAUGUACACGAAAUACGAUGUGCUGCGGUUCGGGACACUGCCAGAAUUGGGGGGUGCCGGCAUCGAGAUACCCUACAAGGAGGGAAAUCUAAGCCUCGUCAUUGUAAUGUCCCCGAUGAUCAACAGCUCUACGGAGUAUCAAGCAGCGCUUUUCCGGAAACAUGACCUCCUCACACUCACGGACCAUUUCACUUAUACGCGUAUUAUGAUACAAAUGCCGCAAUUCAGCAUUGACUACGAGACCAGCCUCCAUGGGCUGCUGUGGCACGGACUGGGCCUGAAUACCCUACUGCAGGAACCCGAUUUCUCCGGUCUCAGCGAGAAGCAUGACCUCCGUUUGGGGGCUUUCAAGCACAAGGGAAUCAUUGAGAUGCACGGCGGCUGCGACCGCGAAUGUCCCCUGGCGCCGAAUUAUGUCGAAAAGGGCUACGAGACGGCUUUGGCAUUCAUCGUUAAUCAGCCUUUUGUGUUUUUAAUCAAGGAUCAAAGCAAUAUCUAUUUGGCAGGUAAAUUAUUAACGCCGAUGUCAUUAUAAUGUGUUAUUCCUCCUUGGCUUUUGAAUUGCAAUACAAUAAAGUUGGAAAGGGGAAGUUCAA